Messenger RNA from Chiloscyllium plagiosum (whitespotted bambooshark), 897 nucleotides. RefSeq names its product glutaredoxin 5 homolog (S. cerevisiae) (gene glrx5). NCBI's taxonomy places the organism in Eukaryota, Metazoa, Chordata, Chondrichthyes, Orectolobiformes, Hemiscylliidae. The record is from RefSeq and is a predicted model, not a curated record. Gene Ontology annotation, cellular component: mitochondrial matrix.
GUCAAGUGGGGUGUUGUCCCUUGAGGCUGCUGACUGAGGAGGGAGAAACAGAGCGGCACCUCCACUGCGGGAUAGACAUGUUCUCGUUGUUGAGGAUAUCGUGUAGGACUGCAGCGCGGAGGGCGGUGGUGCAGGGCCCCAGGCGGGAUCUGAGCGAGGGUGCGGUGGGCGGAGGAGGAAGCAGCGGCAGCACCGGCACCGGGGAUGGUGAGGGGACGGGCAGCGCCGCCGUGGCGGCCGCGACCCGCAAGCGGCUGGAGGGUCUGGUGAAGAAGGACAAGGUGGUGGUUUUCAUCAAGGGCACCCCGGCGCAGCCCAUGUGCGGAUUCAGUAACGCUGUAGUCCAGAUCCUGAGGAUGCAUGGGGUGGAGGACUACGGAUCCUACAACGUGCUGGAGGACCAGGAGAUUCGGCAAGGUAUUAAAAACUAUUCCAACUGGCCGACAAUACCUCAGAUCUACUUUGACGGUGAAUUUGUGGGUGGUUGUGAUAUCCUACUACAGAUGCAUCAGAAUGGGGACCUCGUGGAGGAACUGAAGAAACUUGGCAUCCGCUCUGCACUUUUAGAUGCUGAGAAAGAGGACAAAAAAUAGAAUAAUCAGUGCCCAGAAUCAACUGGACUGUAGUCUGAGGAUGGCGUUGCCAGUUUUAUAUGAAGUAUUACUGUGUCGCCAAGCGGAUCUUGAAGAAAGCUGGAGUAGGAGCCCAUUAGAGGCUGGUGUUUAUACAUGAAUGAUACUCUCUCCUUCGUCCUUUUGGACCCAACAAUCAUAGCCCUCGUGGACAAAACAAAAUGGUAAAGGAGGUUUAAACAGCAGAUCGUACAAUAGUGGUUUUUUUAAUGCCUUGGAUUUUUAAUCAGUUAAUAAAAUGUAUUAUGUGAUUUUUCCUUUAAAA